UUUCAGAGCAUGUCUAACCUUGCUUUUCGUUCCACUUCAAACAUUUUACUACGUAUAAAAAUUGAAUAACAUUACAACAUCUGUGUCAUACAUAAAUGAAGACAUAAUCAUGAUCGGAAGUAAUUUACGCCAAAUUAUGUAGCAAUUUACGCGCAAAGGACUCCACUAUCUGUGAAAGGUCGCACAUUAUUUUCGUUCCGAAAGAAUGUACGAGUUAAUAUGCUUCUGCAAAAUGCGUUGCAAGGUAUCCUGGUUGUAUAUAAAUCAACGAAGGCUCGCCAGUUUGAAAUCUUGUUCUUCUUCAACUCUGCGCGCUCUUAUAAAGUACAGAAAAUUAUUUUGCGACAUUCAAUUAUGUCUUAUAUACUAUUUGCAGUUUUCUUCGUUACGGGCAUUCUAAGGGACCGUGCUCUGGCACAGGAUACGAUUACUUUUGGCAGUAAUGCAGUUGUGUCAUCAACUUACAGUGACACAGGUUAUUCGUGUUGUGUUCCAAGGGAAAACUGCCCAUAUUCCAAUACGGGAAUCGAUAUUCGAAUUGUUAAUGGAAAUUCGAAUUGUCCCGCUGGCCAAGUGUGUUGUUGCUCUUCUUCUUCGGGAAACUUGGUUGACUCUAGUUGCGGUGUCAGGAAAAUUCCAGUAUCUGCACAUCCUCAAGGUCAAGCCAGUUACGGAGCAUAUCCCUGGCAAGCUGCACUUUUAACGACUAACGACGUUUAUGUUGGUUCGGGUGUACUUAUUACUCCAAACCAUGUGUUAACUGUCGCCCACAAAGUAGCAUCUUACACAAAUGGCGGACUUAAAGUGAGAUUAGGAGAAUGGGAUGAACAGUCCACCAGUGAGACUUAUCCAUAUCAAGAAUAUUCAAUUAAACGAAUAUCUAUACACUCUCAAUUCAAUUCUGCUAAUCUUCAAAAUGAUGUAGCAGUAAUAACUUUAAAUAGUACUGUUCCAAUUUCAAGCAGUCCUAAUAUAAACACUGCAUGUCUUCCUUCAGGAAUACCUGCAGCUUCUACAAGAUGUUGGGUAUCAGGCUGGGGAAAGGAUGCAUUUGGUACAAAUGGCAAAUAUCAAAGUAUAACAAAAGAAGUAGAUGUACCAAUUGUUGAUCAAUCAACCUGUGAAAAUGCUUUAAGGCAAACUAGGCUUGGACGUUCCUUUAUGUUGAAUAAAAAUAGUUUCAUAUGUGCAGGGGGGGAACAAGGAAAGGAUGCAUGCACAGGUGAUGGUGGUUCACCAUUAGUAUGUCAAUUUGGUAAUAACCAAUGGCAAGUUGUUGGAAUAGUUGCAUGGGGUAUUGGUUGUGCAACUAGUAAUAUUCCUGGUGUAUAUGUCAAUGUGUAUAAUUAUAUUCCAUGGAUUACACAACAAAUAACUCAGAGUAAAUGAUUAUACAAAAUGUAAUAAAUGUCUUACAAAUUGA
This is a messenger RNA of Bombus terrestris (buff-tailed bumblebee), 1423 nucleotides long. Its product is annotated as phenoloxidase-activating factor 2. The record is from RefSeq and is a predicted model, not a curated record. The coding region runs from base 220 to 1389 and encodes 389 amino acids. Gene Ontology annotation, molecular function: serine-type endopeptidase activity. NCBI's taxonomy places the organism in Eukaryota, Metazoa, Arthropoda, Insecta, Hymenoptera, Apidae. The transcript is spliced from 6 exons. Gene Ontology annotation, biological process: proteolysis.